CAAUAUCCCUCUCCAAGAGAAAAGAAGAAAGAGAUAUUGAGAAGAACUCUAAGCUAAGCCAAAUAACCCUAGAAGAAUGGAAGGAGAAGCUGUCGCUGCAGUCAUUAAAGUUUUAGUUCAAAACCUCAUCGACCAUUCCAAGAAUGAGAUCUCACUAAUCCGAGGUCUCGACAAAGAAGCAGCAAAGCUAGCUGGGAGUUUAGAUACGAUCCAGCAAUUGUUGAACGAUGCUGAGAGCCGUACCAUUCCCGGUGGGGCUGUCAAAAGCUGGCUGAGGAAGCUCGAAGAUAUGGCCUUCGAUGCUGACAACGUUUUGGAUGAGCUCAAAUAUCAUCACCUUUCCAAACAAAUCAAGCCCAUGAUGCCUACCAAGCCCAUGAAACAAAAGGUACUAUCAUGCUUCUCAUCCUUCAGUCAUACGAGGCAUCCGAGAAAUAUAGCUCUUAAAAUUCAAGAAAUCAAUGAGAAUUUAGAGUCCAUUUACAAAGAGGGAGCCGGGCUUGGGCUCAAAGAGACUCUUGCCACCAAUGUGCCAACUUUGCCUACUUUUGAAACUGACUCAUUCACUCUUGAUCCAAUUUUCAUUGGAAGAGAUGAGUUGGUGUCGGAAAUAGUUGAGAUUAUUAACACUAGUACCACAACUAAUGAACGUGUCGUUUCUAUCUUUGCCAUUGUGGGAAUGGGAGGAAUGGGGAAGACAACCUUGACUAGGAAUGUCUUCCAUCAUCCAAAGAUAAAAACUCACUUUGGAUCACAUCUUUGGGUGCAUGUUUCUCAAAUUUUUGAUCCAAUCAUUCUUUUCAAGAAAAUCCUCAAGGAGUUGCCUUUUUGUGAUCAAGUUGAAACUGAGAGUAGCCAAGAUAUUCUCGAUAACACUUCUUUUGAUCAAGUAGAAGUUCAGAGUAGGCAGGAUUUUCAAAAAAUGACUUCUUUUGUUGAAGGUGAAGAUCAAAGUAGGUAUAAUUUGCUAAAAACAGUUUCAUUUGGUCAAGUUGAAGUCGAGAGUAGGCAAAAUUUCGUGAAAAAGAAUUCUCAUGAUCAAGUUGAGGUUGAGAGUAGACAAGAUAUUCUGAAAAGGCUACAUAAAGCUUUAAAAGAUAAAAAUUAUCUGCUUAUUCUCGAUGAUGUUUGGAAUCAAGAUCGUCCCAAAUGGGAUGAUUUUAUCAAUUCUUUGGUUGGCGUUACUUCUGUCAAGGGAAAUGCGAUUGUUGUUACCACCAGAAAUAUGGAAGUCGCCUCAACUAUGCAAUCACUUCAUACACAUGAGCUCAAAGGGUUAUCACAUGAAGAUAGUUGGUCAAUAAUCAAAGCUAAAACUUUUGGAAAAGAGGAUAUUCCAACAGAGUUUGAGGCCAUUGGGAGGAAGAUUGCAACAAGAUGUCAAGGUUUGCCAUUAGCGGCCAAUGUAGUUGGUGGAGCACUAUGCAAUAAAUCUGAAGAAGAAUGGCUCUCGAUUGAAGAGAAAUGGCUUUCACAUGAUGAAGGGGAUCGUAUCACAAAGAUAUUGAAGUUGAGCUUUGAUAAUUUGUCUCUACCGUCACUCAAAAAGUGUUUUGCAUAUUGUUCGCUUUUUCCUAAAGGUCGCAGAAUCAAAAUUCAUGAACUGAUUGAGUAUUGGAUGGCAGAAGGAUUUCUUGAAGCUAAUGGAACCAAUGAGAUGGAGUGCUUAGGCGACAAAUUUAUGAAAGUUCUUCUGCACAACUCUCUACUACAAGUUGCACAAAGAAAUGAUUAUGGAAAUGUAGAAAGUUGUGUGAUGCAUGAUCUUGUGCAUGAUCUUGCAUGUUCAAUUUCAGGUUCUUCUAAUAAUAGAGAAGACGGGAGCCGAGUGAGAUACAUGAUACACGAUGAAGAAAGUCGAAUUCCAAAAGAAGUGGCAAAAUAUCUGCGGACAUUAAUGUUUGAGGGAAACAUUUAUGGUAAUAAGUUUGUAGAUUUUGAGCGGCUACAUGUUUUAGUUCUUGCAGAUUAUUGGUGUGACUAAGUUGCCAAGUUCGAUAAGAAAGUUGAUACAUUUGAGGAAAGUUGAUAUUUCGGCGACGCGUAUCAAAUAUUUGCCGGACUGGAUUGGUGAACUCCAUCAGUUGCAAACAUUAAACGCAUGUACAGGAAGAAUGAGGAAACUGCCUAGUACUUUGAAGUACUUGAUUAACUUAAGGCAUCUUUAUACUGAUGAUGGUGUAGAGUUGCCUCCCGAGAUAGGUUGUUUAACAUCUCUCCAGACGCUAAAGUAUUUUAAAGUUGGUGAGAAAGAUGGAUGGAAAAUCGAAGAGCUUGGAAGUUUGAAUGGUAUCAAAGGAAAACUGGAAAUUUUUAAUCUUGAAAGGGUAGAAAACAAGGAAGGGGCUGAGAAAGCAAGUCUAUCUAACAAGUCAAAAAUAUUGGAGUUGCAUUUGACAUGGA
This is a messenger RNA of Salvia hispanica, 2403 nucleotides long. NCBI's taxonomy places the organism in Eukaryota, Viridiplantae, Streptophyta, Magnoliopsida, Lamiales, Lamiaceae. The record is from RefSeq and is a predicted model, not a curated record.